GUAAAUACGGAGUACACUGCGUGAAAAUGCUACCAUAUUGGUUGAAGUUCGGAUUGACGAGGUCUGAGGUUCCUUCAUCAUAGUCGCAGUCGAUGUGUGUGAGUCACGCUUGACAACACGAUGAUUUGAAGCAAAAAUAUAACGCUCAGGUUUGUUUGCUAAAAGCGAGAACGUCGAUCGAUAUCAUUGCCAUGGCAUCAUUCUCCAUUCGAGUUUUACCAACGACACCCCACGGCGAUCAAGAUGUUGACUAUGCUUUACGACUUAAAACGCUGCGAUUGAAAACUUUGCAAGAAGACCCGGGCAGCUGGAUCUCGUUGUACAAGGACGAAGUCGAUCAACCACAGGACUUUUGGGUGUCAAGACUGAGGGAUCCAAGAGCCAUCCAUUUGGUCAUUGUCCGACAUGACUCGAGCCAGGACAAUGUAGAUGAAAGCACGGCAAUGCUGUCACAAGGAGACUGGGUAGGACUUGUUGUCAUAAUAACUCCCGAACUCGACCAUGGGGACGGCGUAGAUGAAAAAGAGCAGACUUCCUCUGAAUUCUUGAUGGCCGCCGUCUCUGUACAUUCCGGACAUCGUGGCCAUGGACUUGGAGGGCGACUGGUUCAGAAGGCCAUCGAGACAAGUCGGGAUUUCGCCCUGGAGAGGAAAAUCACUUCCCCAUAUCUGACGGCACAUGUCCGCUCUGGAAAUGACUCUGCAUUGAAGCUGUAUCAAAAGCUGGGCUUCAGGAUCGUCCAACCCGAAUAUCAUGGCGAGAAAAAUGGGAUGCUAUAUACAUCGACGGUCGUCAGAGUCGAUUUAUAGGGGCAGGCGACUCCAUAAUGUAUUUCGAAAAAGAUUUGG
Molecule: messenger RNA, 848 nt
Organism: Exophiala oligosperma
Lineage: Eukaryota; Fungi; Ascomycota; Eurotiomycetes; Chaetothyriales; Herpotrichiellaceae
Exons: 1
Coding region: 192-809 (205 amino acids)
Molecular function (GO): acyltransferase activity, transferring groups other than amino-acyl groups
Source: RefSeq, a predicted model, not a curated record